This is a messenger RNA of Echinostoma caproni, 1308 nucleotides long. The record is from the annotation of a GenBank genome assembly. NCBI's taxonomy places the organism in Eukaryota, Metazoa, Platyhelminthes, Trematoda, Plagiorchiida, Echinostomatidae.
AUGGGACUACUCACUAGUGGAGCUCCGUUAAAUUGGAGUGAAACAAAGAAGCACGCGCGAUAUAUACAAGAACAAGGAAUCAAACAAUUUCUUUAUUUGUAUAACAAGCUUCAUUCGCGAUUGAAAAAGAAACUGAAGUUCGGAGACGAGAUAGAGUACACGCUCAUCAGAUUUGAUCCUCAUUCUGGGAAUGCCCAACUGUUACUCGCCGCCUCUGAUUUACUGCAUAAAUUACCUUCGCUGGAGGAGAAUGGCGAACUAAGCCUCGUUUGCUUUGCAACCGUUUUUCCAAAUUUUUACAGACCUAUUAUAUGGCAGCCGGAAUAUGCUGAAUAUAUGAUCGAGGGUCUUCCUGGAAGUCCUUUUGGGCAAUUGUUACACUCGUUCAAUACGGUGGAACCAAGUAUGCGCAAAAGAAGAGAACAAUUGGAAAGUCAUCUUCCCAAAGGUUGCUAUGCCCUGACGCUUAGCGUUUUUCCCCGGCUCGGUUGUCCAGAUUUUUCCUAUCCUUCUUUUGUGCCCACACCUCAUGAGGGUGCAUCCCGAAGCUUGUUCUUUCCGGAUCAAGCCAUUACUCAAGGUCACCCACGAUUUACAACCCUGACUCGGAAUAUUCGUGAGCGACGCGGAUCCAAAGUGGCCAUCAAUCCUCCAAUUUAUCCGGAUGUUAAUACACCGAAGCCGUUUGUGGAAGAUUUUUCUCAUUUACCAGGUGGAACUGACCCGUUUUCUAUCCGUGAUGCCAAACCAGACCAUGUGUAUCUGGAUGCAAUGGGAUUCGGCAUGGGUUGUUCCUGCUUACAGAUGACAUUCCAGGCCUGUUGUAUUGAAGAAGCCCGUAUUUUGUACGAUCAACUAGCAACGAUUUGUCCGAUCGUUAUGGCCCUGAGUGCCGCAUCACCGGCUAUUCGUGGUUAUCUAUUGGAUACGGACUGCCGUUGGGGUCUCAUUUCCGCUUCUGUGGAUGAUAGAACAGAGGAAGAGAGAGGUCUUAAACCUCUCGGGGGAAAUAAAUUCGUUCUUCCCAAGUCGCGAUACGAUUCCAUCUCUUCCUAUCUGUCACCCAUGGGUGAAGCCUACAACGAUCUUCCGCUGGUGUAUGAUCAAGAAUUUUUUCAGGAACUCAUAGAUGGCGGUAAGUUUUUGUUCAUACUUCCGCAUGUCUAUAUCAUUGCGCCGCAUAUGGGAAAACUGAGGAUUAAUCCAAACAUAUGCUUCUAUUUUUACACUACUUUAUCUCGCGGUAGAAUGCCACGGUUUCUUGGAUCCAAUAUUCAUGAGGUGUUUUGGGAAUAUGGUACAAGAUGA